Humulus lupulus (European hop) is the source of this 1816-nucleotide messenger RNA. RefSeq names its product late embryogenesis abundant protein At3g53040-like. The transcript has 3 exons. Lineage: Eukaryota; Viridiplantae; Streptophyta; Magnoliopsida; Rosales; Cannabaceae. The record is from RefSeq and is a predicted model, not a curated record. Bases 38 to 1624 code for a protein of 528 amino acids.
GCGAAAUCCAAAUCGAUAUUGGUACUAUAAGAAGCUUAUGUUUCAAAAGAAACACUUACAGUUCGUAUCGAGUUAUUUUACACAUUUUGAGAAUCAUCACGGGUCUUUUUUUCGAAAAAUAUUUACGACAAUGGCAUCACGAUCGUCAAAUCAGCAGAAGAUUGAUGAAGCUGAGGCAGCGGUGAAGAUUGCAGCUGAUGAUCUCGAAAAGAUUCACAGAGAAAAAACACAACAAGAAGAAAAAGGUGGUGGUACUGGUGAUAAGAUGGAAACGACGACGACGGACAUUCGUCUACGACAACAAGAGCAGCAGAAGCCUGGUGUUAUAGGCUCUGUCUUUAGGGCCGUUCAGGACACUUACGAGCAUGCCAAAGAAGCUGUCGUCGGGAAAGGUGGUGCAGAUAAGUCGAGAGAAGGCCAUGACCAUCGCGCCGACGAGAGUUUAUUAGCGAGACAAGGUGAUUCGGCUACAGGGAAGGCUAAGGAGACGACGGACCAGGCUGCGAGGAAGAUGGAGGAGUAUGAGGAUUCAGCUGCGCAGAGAGCGAGAGGGGCCAAGGAAGCUACGAAGGAUAAGAGGGGAGAGUAUGCGGAUAAGGCAAAGGAGACGAAGGAAUCGACCAAAGGGAAAGCAGGAGGGUAUGCUGAUGCCGCGGCGCAGAGGGCGAAAGAGACGAAGGAUUCUGCGGUCGAGAAGGCAAAACAGGCCAAGGAUACUACCGUGGGGAAGGCUGCGGAGACGAAGGAUUACACGGUGCAGAGGGCGAAGGAGACUAAGGAUGCUGUGGCGGAGAAGGCUAAACAAGCCAAAGACACUACUUUGGAUAAGGCUAAACAGACCAAGGACACUACAUUGGGGAAGGCAGGGGAGUACAAGGAUUAUGCGGCAGAUAAGGCUGUGGCGGCGAAAGAUACUACAGUGGAGAAGGCGAAGGAGACUAAGGAAUCGGCCACGCAGAAGGCGGCGGAGGCAAAAGAAUAUUCCGCGGAGAAGGCGGAGCAAGGGAAGGAAAAGAUCGGUGAGUACAAGGAUUAUGCAGUUGAGAAGGCCGUAGAGACAAAGGACGCUGCUGCUGACAAGGCCAAGCAAGGGAAAGAUGCGACAGUGGAGAAGGCGGGAGAGUAUAAGGAUUAUACUGCUGAGAAAGCCAAGGAGGACAAAGAUAUGACAGUGGGUAAGCUUGGUGAGCUUAAGGAUUCCGCUACUGGAGCUGCCCGGAAGGCUCUUGAUUUCUUUUCGGGUAAGAAAGAGGAAACCAAGCAGAAGGUGGCCGAAUCAGAAGAGAAAGCUAAGGAGAAGUUGAGCGAAGAAGAGGAAAAAACGAGGCGAAAGGUGGAAAACUUGAAGUUAGAAGGCUAUGAGACUGUCCAAAAGCCCGGUGAAAUCAAAGGCCCGAGUUCUGUGAAAUUUGAAACACGUGCAGCACGUGAUCACGGCGGUGCUGUAAGGACUGGAGAGGGUGUUGUGGUUGCUGCGGAGGAUACUCGCCCCGGAUACGUGGCCACCACCUUCAAAACGGCUGACCAGUUGACGGGCCAGGCUUUCAACGAUGUGGGCCCUAUCGAUGAUGAGGGACCCAUUAAACUGGAACGUACGGACAAAGACCGCCCAGGCAAGAUGUGAUCAAUUUCAGUAUAUUGGGCUGGGCCAUAUGAAUGGGCUUUUCUCAUUUUGGGUUGAAUCACUUUUUGAUUGUAAAGCUAAUAGCUCGGGUUUUAGAUUGACAUCAUUCAAUCUCUCCCUAUUUCCAUGUUAUGUUCUCUCGGUCUUUGUGGUUUGUUUUAACUUUGAAUCUUUUUUUUAAUUAAUUAUUAA